Musca domestica (house fly) is the source of this 414-nucleotide messenger RNA. Its product is annotated as defensin Lucifensin. The record is from RefSeq and is a predicted model, not a curated record. Gene Ontology annotation, biological process: humoral immune response; defense response to bacterium. The coding region runs from base 78 to 353 and encodes 91 amino acids. Lineage: Eukaryota; Metazoa; Arthropoda; Insecta; Diptera; Muscidae. The transcript has a single exon.
AUGAAAGUGAAUUGAUGUCAAAACUUAAACAGCUUUCAAACACUUGAAACCUGCUCCAAGAAAUAUUUUUGAAAAAAAUGAAAUUCUGUGCCGUAUUCGCUGUCAUCUUUGUAGCUGUCUGCUGUUUUGCCGGCCAGGCUACAGCUUUGCCCGCAGAGGAAGCCAACUUUGUCCAUGGAGUUGACGCCCUAAAGACCCUGGAACCGGAGGUUCAUGGUCGCUACAAGAGAGCCACUUGUGAUUUAUUGAGCGCUUACAAAGUUGCCCAUAGCGCCUGUGCUGCCCACUGUCUGUUGCGCGGUAACCGUGGUGGCUACUGCAACAGCAGGGCUGUAUGUGUUUGCCGUAAUUGAAGGGGUUUCUGUUAAAACAUAUUUUGGAUUUCGAAAUAAAUCAUAAACGUAAAGGAAGACA